Messenger RNA from Coprinopsis cinerea okayama7#130, 1236 nucleotides. RefSeq lists its product as hypothetical. The coding region runs from base 1 to 1236 and encodes 411 amino acids. The transcript has 4 exons. NCBI's taxonomy places the organism in Eukaryota, Fungi, Basidiomycota, Agaricomycetes, Agaricales, Psathyrellaceae. The record is from RefSeq and is a predicted model, not a curated record.
AUGCCAACUACCCGACGCCAGAAGGCCGUUCAGGAAGGAAAGAUCAAGGAAGAGAAGAAGAAGCCUACGGUCCCGAAGAAACGUCCCCGAACGAACAGUAAAGCCACACCCACCAAGAAGCAUGCUCAGGAGAAUGUGAAAACGGAGGAAGAGCCGCCCAAGAAGAAGAGAGCGACAGAGCAGGUUGCAGAGCUUGAGGAGGCUCGCAGAACUGCGUCUCCUCGUGCAAAGUCUGCCAAGCCAACGUCGAGGGCGGGCAGAACGAUUGAGCGAGGUCAUAUCUAUUUCUUCUACCGACCAAAAGUCCAGUUGGAAGAAGCUCAAUCGAUCGACGACGUCAAGAACUUUCAUAUCCUCCUUAUCCCUCGACCUCCUGUCUAUGCUUCGGAUGACUCAAACCAAGAAUCGGAAACCAAGGUCGACCCUAGCAUGACAGAGGAGGCUGAAAUGAAAGUUCUCUCUCCUGGGGCGGACGCCGUGCCUGCGCCUGUGACCAGACGGACGACCAAGCAAUUCCACCGGGUCAUAUCCAUUGGAAAGAAGAGGUUGCCUGACCCUGAAAAUGCAGGCUCAACCGGUCGUCGCAAGGAGACGUUCUGGGGGGUGGUAACGAGCGUCGGAGAUGAUUUGCAUGGUCUUGCUGAAGGUCUCGGGCCUAAAACCUACGAGACGAAAACAAGAGGCACCAGGCAUGACGCCGCGGCGCGUCUGGUCGCUAGGGGCGGAUAUGCGAUCGUGAAUUCGGAGGCGAGGACGCCUUCCCAGCGGGAGACGCACCUGGGAUACCAUGUCUCCCAUCCCUCCAAGACAGAGAUGGGGGAUGUCCAAGCGGAAUUGGGGAUUCACACCUCCUCGUCGUUCGUCUUGCAGGUCAAGAAUCCCUUGGCACCGAGCACGAAUCCCCAAAUGUCUCAUUCCAAGCAAGCCGAAUACCCAGAUUGGAUCAUGGAGAAGGUGUUUGGAACAGGGGGCUUGAGAGGCCGUGAAGACUAUGGAUUGAGGUUUGCGAGUUGCGAGACACCUGAGCUUCUGGAUGCCGUGGGCGCCCAGGUGCUCAUGAUUGCUGCCAGAGGAGGUGAGGAAGGACUUGAAAUAAGUCUUGGCGAUGGUCGUGGAGAAGCCCUCGCCGAAAGUGCGAAUGAGGAAUCCAAACGGGAGAUUGAUGAUGUGUUCAAGGAGAUUGGUCUUGAUACUGAUAUAUUUACGAAAGAGACUUUGGAAGGAGAGUGGGCUUGA